Molecule: messenger RNA, 1728 nt
Organism: Sorghum bicolor (sorghum)
Lineage: Eukaryota; Viridiplantae; Streptophyta; Magnoliopsida; Poales; Poaceae
Exons: 1
Coding region: 56-1261 (401 amino acids)
Molecular function (GO): protein binding
Source: RefSeq, a predicted model, not a curated record
CCACCGCCAGCGCCACGCUCAUCGUCUACUUUCAAUCAGUCCCACCGCCGCCACCAUGGCCGCACCCCAGCCUCCGCUGACGCCGACGAAGUUUCUGGGGGACGACGGGUUCCCCGACGACCUCGUGCUCUUGAUCCUCGGCCGCAUCCCGUGCAAGGACGACCGCGGCAACAUGUCCCUCGUCUGCAAGGCGUGGCACGACAGUAUCGACCGCCUCAUCAAGACCAAGCCCGUGCCGCCCACGCCUCCGACGCUGCCGUGGCUCGUCCUCCCCGCGCCGAACUCUGACGGCUCGUUCCGCUUCGUCUGCAUCCUGAGCGGCAGCCGCGCCCACCACGAGCACCGCUUCUCCUCCAACAUCCCGCUCGGGGCGCGCUGUUUCGGAUCCUACGACGGCGGCUGGCUGUUCCUCGCCUUCCGCGACCGGCACGACUACCAGCUCCUGGACAUCCGCAGCGGCGACAUCCACUCCGUCCCCGGCAAGAUGCUGAUUCCAGAUCAUCCGCAGCACCGCCACCCAAUCAGGAUGAUCAUCGAGUCCGCCACGCUGUCAGCCUCACCAGAUGAAGAGAACUGCGCCGCCGUCUUCGUCGUUAGAGCCCCGGUGCCCCCGAACUAUCGCUACCUUGCCACCUGGCAGAAGGGUUGGCGAUGUGCGGUGGCAAUCCGGUCACCUGACGGAUUCUUCAUCCCGGAUGAUGUUCUCUACCAUGACGAAUCAUUCCACGUGCUCCGAGGCGACGCCGACGUGCUCAUGUACAAGCCGGAUUCGGAGGAUUGGGAGAAGCGGCGCUUCUUCCAUCCCGGAGGGCUCGACGAGCAAGCCCGCUCUCAGUACCUGGUCCCGUCCCGCGGCGGACUACUACUGGUGGUGAGGUUCUCCCCAAGUCCUGAUCAGCCGACGUCCAUGUUCAAGGUGUUCCGGGCGACGACACGGCCGCAGACGCCUGACGACGCCGACUUCCCCGUGGCGGAGUUCCCCUGGGCGUGGAGCGAGAUGGACACGCUGGAUGGCCGGAUUCUGUUCGUCGGGUAUGGCUGCUCCAGAUCGUACGACGCGGAUCAGUACCCGGGCAUCGAGGCCGGCAUCUACUUCUUCGACGAUGGCGAGUCCAACGACGAGGGAGUCUUCUUCCGUGACCACAAUGUGACGCCGUACCCCUGCAGCGACAAUGGGAAGUAUUCCGGAGGCCAUGUGCAGAGCUGCUUCCCGACGACAGACCCAUCAGACUACUCUCCACCGGCUUGGCUUCUCCCAUGAGGCGAGUUUGAUUUGUUUGAGAUCGUGUUAGUUGACGUUCUGAGGUCGCUGCUGAUUGCAAUAUUCAGAGUUUGGUAGUCGCUGGUUGCAAUAUUCAGAGUGAGAUAGUUGCUGGUUUCAGUAUUCAGACUGUGAGUAGUUGUCGAAAUCACACGUUGUGCUUCAGUCGCUUAACUGCAUACUGCUUUCCAUUUCUCUGUCUGCUGUGUUGUUUUCUUUUCUUUUCUUUUCUCAAUGCAGAGAAAACAAUGGUUGUUGCUUAUAGAACCUUUCCAUUGUUGUUUUCAGCAAUCGCCCUUGAGUUCAUUACUCUGAGUCUGAGAUCAUGUUAACUGACGUGAUGUGGUAGUUUGUGAUUGUAAUAUUCAGAGUGGUAAAGAUGUUAAAAUCUUUUAGAUGCUGAUUAGUUUAGUCCAAUGCUUUGCAUUGGCGUGGUCAGAACUCUGAUAUGAACAUGGUUGGUGUUA